Messenger RNA from Mollisia scopiformis, 1686 nucleotides. RefSeq lists its product as uncharacterized. The record is from RefSeq and is a predicted model, not a curated record. Gene Ontology annotation, cellular component: nucleus. Gene Ontology annotation, biological process: DNA-templated transcription. Lineage: Eukaryota; Fungi; Ascomycota; Leotiomycetes; Helotiales; Mollisiaceae. The transcript has 5 exons. Bases 1 to 1686 code for a protein of 561 amino acids. Gene Ontology annotation, molecular function: DNA binding; zinc ion binding.
AUGGUUAACAAGAAAAUAGAUGUGACGCCUGCCGCAAACGCAAAAUAUGCUGUACGCGCAACGCCCACGAGAAGGAUUGCUCUCUGUGCCGAACGCGGGGCGAGACGUGCAAAUACGUGCUCCCGCCGAACGUCAGGCGGAAUCGGCAACCGCCGCCAGCUGGGAGACCGAGGGGGUCGCCGACGAGUAGUAGUUGUUGUGCUUCGUCGUCGAGUGCUGUUCCGCCGAGACCUGUGGUUAAAGAGAGAAAUGGAGGGGAGGAGAAUGGAGAGUGGAUUUGCCACGUCUGAUUGGGCGAUCUUGAGGAUCAAGGGCGAUAAUGGGGAGGUUCCGCUGCAUUUUACGGUAGUCCCGGAUAGUCAUCUAGACGCGAGGCCAGAUUAUUACCCUACGACAGAUACGGAGGCUAUCGUUAAGCCGCAUGGCGAAGAUCUGCUGAGGACGUAUUUCGAGGUUAUCCACGUUUCGUACCCGCUUCUUGAUCCGUUGCGCUUUGGGGCCGAGCCGUCAACGGGGGAUCCGUUGCUGGCUAUUAUGUAUAAUCUCGCGGCGCCGUUUUGUCAGGAUACGCCGCCGGUGUUUGCGCUGCUUUCGGAUUUCGUUCAUCAAGCUCUCCCUAUAGAAAAACGCCAUCCCCGCCUGGAGACAAUAGAAGCCGCUCUCCUGCACCUCCAACGCCACACCAUCAUCCACCGCUCUCCCACCCUGCCCGGUCUCUGGUCAGACAUCGGCACCAUCGUCGGUAUGGCCCACGAUCUAGGCCUCAAUCUCGACCCGACGACCUGGUCUCUCUCGCCUAGUGACCUCAAUCGCCGCGUCCGCAUCUGGUGGGCGCUCUACAUCCAAGAUAAAUGGUCGGCCCUCGGCCUCGGCCGACCCUCCUAUCUUUCCGAUGACCACUGCUCUGUUCCCUUGCCUACUGUAUCGAAUUUCUCGCCCACAGACGCAGGACAACCCGCGCUGCAAUUUAUCGCUAUGGCGCACCUGACUGUCAUCUUAUCUGAUCUGUUGAAUACGUUCUAUACCCUGAAAUCCAUGGAACGAGUGAAAAACCUGCCGAUUUCCAUGCUCUACGGGAUUCUAGAUGAGUUUCAAGCAAGGCUCGAUGCGUGGAACGAGGAGUAUGGGUGGAAGUUAGAGGGGGGCGGGAAUGGGUUGUUGGAUAGUAGCGGGUCGGUGGUGUUAGCUUAUUACACGGCGGAGAUCGUGCUGUAUAGAGCGGUGCUGAGGGCCCUGCCUAUGAGCGAGGAGGGGUAUGAGGCUGUGAGGGCGAGGGCUAGGGAUACGUUGGGGAGGGUCGUCGGGUUUGUGGAGAAAUUGAAUGUUAGUCGGUUGAGGGCUUUUUGGUGGAGUCCCAUGACGCGCAUCAACUUCGCCCUCGCAGGCACAUUCAUGUUCUUCCAGCUCCUGACCUCCAUCACCACGUCCGACAUCGAGUUCUGGUCCGAGACCAUCGCGCACUAUCGCUCGCUACUGCGGUUGCAGAGCCUGUCGUUCGAUAUGACGAAGUUGGCGUGCACGAGGAUGGAUCUGUUGGCGCAGGGGAUGGGGGUCGAUCCGCCAUGCAGUGGGGGGGAGGAGGGUAGGGGAGUGGGAGGGGGAGGGGGAGGGGGAGUGGUGCUUACGCCGGGGAGUGCGGAGGAGUGGAUUGCGAGGCAGGGGCAUGAGGGGAUGUUGCUUUGUUGA